Panicum hallii is the source of this 1236-nucleotide messenger RNA. Its product is annotated as tetraspanin-2-like. The record is from RefSeq and is a predicted model, not a curated record. Bases 243 to 1070 code for a protein of 275 amino acids. The transcript has 2 exons. NCBI's taxonomy places the organism in Eukaryota, Viridiplantae, Streptophyta, Magnoliopsida, Poales, Poaceae. Gene Ontology annotation, cellular component: plasma membrane; plasmodesma. Gene Ontology annotation, biological process: auxin-activated signaling pathway.
AUCGCUCGAGAGUUCCGUCAAGAAAAUCUUUAACAUCUUUUCCGUCCGGCCCGUAACCUUUUCCCUGAGCAGCUUGCUUCUCUCGCCGCGUUACCAAGCAGGAGCAGUUCAGGAAACCCAGCUCUCGCUCACACUCUCUCAGUCUCACUCACGCCCCUUCUCUCCUCUCACGCUCUCUCCUCCAGCUCCACCCGACCGACCCGCCCGCGCCGUCCCCAGCCCCUCAGCUCUCCCCGGCCGCCAUGGCGGUGAGCAACAACAUCACGGCGUGCGUCACCUUCAUGGUCCUGCUCUGCACGGUCCCCAUCGCCGCCACGGGCGUCUGGCUCGCCUCCCGCCACGGCGGCGAGGGGUGCGCGCGCCUCGCCCGCUGGCCCGUCGCCGCCCUCGGCGCGCUCCUCCUCCUCGUCGCACUCACGGGCUUCCUCGGCGCCUACCGCAACCGCAAGGGCCUCCUCGCCUGCUACCUCUUCGCCAUGGCCGCGCUCAUCACGCUUCUCCUCGCGCUCCUCGUCGCCGCCUUCGUCGUCGCGCACGACUCCGGCGCGUACGCGGUCCCCGGGCGCGCCUACGAGGACUACCGCCUCGAGGGGUACUCGCCGUGGCUGCGGAGGUACGUCGCCGGCGACCCGGACCGGUGGGAGGGGAUCCGGGCGUGCGUCACCGGGUCGGGCACCUGCAGGAAGCUCGCCAUGGAUAGAUCCUUCAUCGUGCCCGAGCAGUUCUACAUGACGCACCUCUCGCCCAUCGAGUCCGGGUGCUGCAAGCCGCCGACGGCGUGCGGGUUCGCGUACGUGUCCCCGACGGCGUGGUCGGGCCCCGCGGCGAACCCGGCGGCGGACGCGGACUGCGCGGCGUGGAGCAACGACCCGGGGCAGCUCUGCUACAGCUGCGGCUCCUGCAAGGCCGGCGUGCUGGGGGAGCUCCGGGAGCAGUGGCGCCGGGCCAGCGUGGCGCUGCUCGCCGCCACCGUCGCGCUCAUCUUCGUCUACGUCGUCGGCUGCUGCGCCUUCCGCAACGCGCAGACCGAGGACAUGUUCCGCCGCUACAAGUGGGGCAACAACUACUGACCUGCACGCGGUCGACGGCUCGAGCUGGGCCGUCGUCGUCCUUGACUCUUGUCGAUCUCUCGCCGGUGUAAGCAAGCGAGGGAGGUGAGUUCUGUUUGUAAUGUCGUCUGAAGCUUGUAAGAUGAUGGUUUUGGUGCCGGUGAUUUGAGCAAGAAUUUCGACGAAA